GUUUGUGAAAAACAAAUUGCAUGAUGUACAAAAAAGACAAGAAGAGAAAAGGUUUAACGAAAGAAUGGAUAGUGGCAUUUAUCACAAGCAAUGGUGCUAAUACAAAGAUACCUCACAUAGUUAAGGUGUUGAAGCAUCUACAAGGACCAAAGAAAGAUGGAAGCUUGGAACGUCAAAUAUCUGACGGAAGUGUGUUUGUCAAAGCUACCUUCACUUCCAAUUCCACAGCAAAAUUUUAUCAAGACCAGGAUGAGUCAAGCCCACCAGAAUGGGACCGAGCUAUUCUUCUACUAAAGCAGUACCAACUGAAUUUUGAUCCACAUCAUCAGCAGGAUCAGUGUGAGUUUUCAAUUCUUGUUGAAGAGUUUAUGCUCUGGUCUGCACACCAUGCGUUUGACAGGAAAAAUAAAAUCCAGAAUUGUAUGGAUGAUCCAAAAGUCCAGUCUUGUGCCAGUGCUGCAUGGAAUGCUUGGAGAGAAAAGGGAAGGAAGGAUACCGGGCCCGACAUGUCCAUGAACAGUGUGUUGUCAUUAUCUCAGCUUCUGGAGGAGAUGGCCAAUCAGUCCGGGGCUGUAGCAGAGUCUUCUCUUCAUCGCGGUGAAACUGAGCCAUCCACAUCCAUUCUUCCUGAAUCUCGGAUUGCUGCCUUCAUAGAGAGCAGUUUUUGUGUAGAGGAUUGUAUAAUACCUGACCAUGAAAUGGCUAUUCUUAAUUCCAUUGAAGAAUGGAAGGACAACUACAGACCACUCCCACCAACCCAGUCAACAGAAAGUACGUCACAGUCUCCCGCCGAGCUGUUCCCUGGACCGACACUUGUUGAUGUUCCUAGAUGUGUGCGGCACUCUUCAAUACCAGGCGCAGCAGAGAAAAUAGUUAUCACUGUGGACGUACAUCGUUUAGAUGAAACUAGUGACCCAGAGAGUGGUGCUAAUACACAGCAGUCCUCCAUCUGGACCCAAGGAGAUGACGAGGAAUCGAUUCACUUCACUUGCUCUAUGUCUCCAGACCCAUCUCCAACAGUGACGACUGGCUCUUCAAGUGCUGCUAAUAAUGCUACAAAUGCCGUUGUCAUGAAGGAAGUUGUUACAGAUGAUGUCUGUUGGAGGAAAGAUCAUUCUGGAGUUUCUCGAGCAGCUACGGACUCUGAUACAUCUUCUAGAACACCAACUAAAGCUAAGGAUUCUCAGUUGCAGUCUGAUCCAAAGUUUAAACAAUGUGUGAUAUCUUCUUUUGAAGAUUCUCUAGUAUUGUCUUCGACAGAAUCUGAAUCUCGUGUAAAGAAUUCAGUAUCGGAUACGUAUGAUGUAAUUGAUUUGACAACCGAUUCACAGCCUGAUUCUCAGAAUUCUCAAAAUGUCGGUCUGACAAUCGAUUCCUGCCAAGUAUCUAAAAGUGUUCAUGUGACAACCAUUUCACAGCCAUCUAAGACUGUUAAUUUGAUAACCAAUUCACAACCAUGUAAAAAUGUCAGUUUGACAACUCUUUCUCGGCCAGUUGACUUGACUGUUGAAACGCAUCCAUCUCAGUCACAUGUACCGCGGGAUACUCAGCCAUUUGAACCCCAGUUUACUGAACCGUCUACUGAACCUUUCGUACCUCAGUUUUCUGAGUCACAUGAAUCCCAGUCCACUCAUCCAUUUGUACCCCAGUUUAGUGAGACAAGUGAAAUGCAGGGUACUAAUCCAUUCACACCUCACGUGGACUGGUCAGACUGUGGGUUGAUUCCGGCCAGUGAGAAAGCGAACACAACACAGACUUCUCAUCCUUUUGCCCAGUAUUGUGUUUCACAAAACAUGGACUCAGAAAACAGUUCAUCACUCGAGAUCUGUAGUCUGUCCCUUCUGUCCAACAAACAUAAACGCACUGCAUCCUGUGAAUCCACGCAGAAGGAAGACAAUCAUGUGAGACCAAAUUUCCAGUUGUCUCCCAUUAAGUCUCUGAACGGUUGUGGUGAGGAUGAAAGUUUUAUUGCAAAGAAAAGAUCUCGAAGAGGUGUAGAUUCUGAUUUAGAAGUGUUGUCAGAUGAUGUUGCCAUAGUAACGGAAAGUAUCGUGGAAGCAGACAGGGAAGAGAACCGACGACUGUCCCUGCUAGCUGCCACUGACAAUGUCAUGAGUUCUGGGUCUCACAGUGUAGUUGCUGAAUCGGAUAAUCUCCAAUCUAGAAAUAAUUGUGGAAAUGUGUUGGAGGCCUGCAGGCAGGUGAAAUCUGGAAACACUACUCUCACACAACAACAGAAAAAGCGUUUUAAGAUCCUAAAAAGAAAAUGGGGUGAUUUGAAUGAUAAAGCCACUGAAGAAGAUUUGAGUGACCAUGAAUGCCAAAGAAACAUAAACAUUGUUGCAUAUAACCUCGACAAUUUUCAGUUGAAUAAAGACACUAUUAAGAGAAAACGACAGCAAUCAGCAAGUGCUUUGCAUAGCGUAACCAAAACAAAGGAACCUUCCAAAAAUGUUAGAAGUAAAACAGGAAAAAAUUCAUCAAUUCUGAGUCAAAAAGCACAAAAUACAAGAGAGAUUGAAAAAGAUUGUGAAUCUCCUGACACUAGCAGACAGAGACAAAAAGCAAGAAUUGCGGAAGCUCUUCAGAAAAGUAUUGAAGUGGCAAUGACAUAUAGGUCAGUGAAACCAGUGAUUUCUCAUGAGGACUAUUUAGCGAAGUUAGCUCGGCAGAGAAGGAUGAAAUCGUUUCAAUCACAGCAACAGCGUUUAAGAGGAUGCUUGGAUGAUGAUCUGUCUCGUUCAGAUUCACAAGAUAACAUUAGAUCACAGAACAGUGUGGAGAAGAUUGUCUUGUCACAGGUGGUACCAGAAAUUGAUAUUACCUGUACUGAGUCAAACCUGUCACAGUUCAGACUGUCACAGUCGUCACUGAUGAAGAUAAAGAAACUAUUUAAAAAAACAGAUACAUAAUUUCUUAAUUACUUUUUUCAGAUAGGUGAACGGAACAAAGGUGAUUUUUGUGGUAACAGAUAAUCUGUAAAAUUCAUGAACACUUGUUAAAAACAGACUUAAAACAUCUCCAAAAUAAUGUGAUUUGUGUGAUGGCAGAUAAAACUCAUAAACAAUUGUCCAAAACAGACUUAAAACAUCACCAAAGUUCAAGGUUAUUUAAACGUUGUCUUCCUGGUAAUGUCCUGGUAAUUUAUUGUUAUUCUUAUAUCUAGUGCUUCUCUUUUCUUCUCUUUUUGUGUGUCGUACACAACAGUUGAUAUCCCUUUUUGUGUGUUGUACACAACAGUUGAUAUCCCUUUUUGUGUGUUGUACACAACAGUUGAUAUCCCUUUUUGUGUGUAGUACACAACAGUUGAUAUCCCUUUUUGUGUGUAGUACACAACAGUUGAUAUCCCUUUUUGUGUGUCGUACACAACAGUUGAUAUCCCUUUUUGUGUGUCGUACACAACAGUUGAUAUCCCUUUUUGUGUGUCGUACACAACAGUUGAUAUCCCUUUUUGUGUGUUGUACACAACAGUUGAUAUCCCUUUUUGUGUGUCGUACACAACAGUUGAUAUCCCUUUUUGUGUGUCGUACAUAACAGUUGAUAUCCCUUUUUGUGGUGUGGUGAAAAUAAACUUCUGGGAAUCCUCAAUAACAUGUCUACAGCCACAGAUAAAUUCAUCGGACAUAAAACGUGAAAACUUGUGGCCGUUAGAUCACUGAUGCUAAGAAGUUUAAAGUUUUUUUUUUUUUUAACAACAUCACUGGAGCACAUUGAUUUAUUAUUGUUAUAAAAUGUUACACCAUUUGGAAGCUACUAAACAUCUACACAUACUAUAUAUACUGCACAUUAUGGAAACAAUGAUGUGAAUGUAAUAGAAAAAUCAACCUCCACCGAGGGGAUUUGAACCAUGAACUCCCAGCACCAGAGUCCAGUGCUGUACCAACUGAGCUACAUACUCCCCCCACAACUGAAACUAUGUCCCGGAGCUGUGGGCCACGGGCAGUUCAACUGUUAUGGGUUCUAACUGGGUUAUAAUUGUAUUCUUGUGUUAAGAACACACCCAGUCCCUACAUCGGCUUCAAAUGUAACAGAAAAGUCAACCUCCACUGAGGAAAUUUGAACAAUGGACUCUCAGCACCAGAGUCCAGUGCUGUACCAACUGAGCUAAUAGGGAAGUUCCCACUAGCUACUGCCAGUAGGAGCACUUUAUACCAACACUACUACAUAAUGUUUUGCAGGCCUCUAAGAAUUGAACAUUUGCGUAAACCAUUUAUGGGUUACACCAACACAAAUUCAGGUAACCCAUUUCGUUUUUAGGUAACCUGUCAUAACCAUGUAAAUGAUGUUAUAUAUUCAAUGCACAAAUAAAAAAUGGGUUACGCAUACUAUACUUACACGAUGGAAGCGCCAAUGAACUUAUCGCCCUCCUAGUUUCCAGAGGCCUGAAUUGUGUACUGUGCAAUACAAACCACUGAAAUAUGAAAUUAAAGAGCUUGCAGUCAGGGUAGACUAUUUUUCAUAAUGCACUUUGGGCAUAAACUACUAAAGUUAUUUCACAGAUUUUAUACAUUUCUGUCUGCUAUAACAGCAAAUGCAAAUAGAUUUACUACUAAUGUAACAGCAAAUCAGUGACAUGUUCUUUUUUGUUUUACUCUUUGGUUUGAACUUAAUUGUGAUAAAUAUUUGCGUUUUUCUUUUAAUGGGUCAAAUACAUGUAUGUAGAGGUAUUUUUAUUUGCUGAAACUGAAUUGAAAAGAAAAGCUUUUUGUUGAGAAAAACAGCAUCUGAUUCAGCUUUUAGGAGAAUUUAAAUUUACCCUGUUAUUUUACCACUAAAAUUAAUAGGUGUCAUUUCAUAAUUCUUUGUUGAAUAUCCUAUUAAUUUCAGGCCUCAGAUUUUCAAAUUUUAUGAGAAACACUUUUUCAGUUCCGUGUUCUGUGAUUGGAAACAGUUUUUAGUUAAUCAUGGUCAUGGUGGAUUUUGUUGGAUGUUAAUGGGCAAGAGACUUUCAGUUCACUGAUUUUGUUUGAUGUUAAUGGGCAAGAGACUUUCAGUUCACUGAUUUUGCAGACUUCAUACCAGAAAUGAUUGUUCCUGUCAAGUUCAGAGACGUAAAUUUGCAAGAUUUUAAUUUUAAUUUUUUUUAGUUAAGACUAAAUAUUUUAUUGUUUUUUUGUAAUUUUUUGGGGGAGUAUUUUCUUGGUUAUUUUUCAGCCAUCAUACACUGUUUAUGUAAAUUUGUAAAACUUUCUUUUAAUUUCUUUGUCUCUCAAGACUAAAAGAUCUGUUUCCGUCAAAUACCUGGGUUAUGUUUUAUGAAACAAUAUUAGCUCUAAGAUCAUCUGAAGUGCACAAGGUAGCUAUAUGCACCUGCAGUUAGGUGAUUUUGGCACGAACAUUGCUCUUAUAAAACAGGCCUGGUGCUUAUAAAACAUUUAGUCUAGACGCAAGACUCUAUUAAUAGAGUGAGACAUGAACGUCAUGGCAAUGCCUUAUAAAUUGUAUGCGUGUGACAUCAUUAGAGAGUCUGGACUCUUAACAUUUUAUAAGCACAAGCCGAGGGCCCUGCUGUCAUAGCUUGAAGAAAUAAUAUGUUUAUAUUUCUUUAUGUAUAUGUCUAUGUAUAUAUAUAUUGAUAUACAGGUAUGCAUGUGAAUAAAAUUUUACAGAUUUUGUUGUCUCAUCUUGUUGAAAAUAAGAUCCAGCAGUUAAGAUCCAGGUUAAUUGUUAGUUUAAACAUAUUUAUUUGUUGCAAUUUAACAUACUUAUUGUUGUAAUUUAACAUAUUUAUUGUUGUAAUUUAAUAAACAGUUUUGGAAUUG
Gigantopelta aegis is the source of this 5762-nucleotide messenger RNA. RefSeq lists its product as uncharacterized. The transcript is spliced from 11 exons. Lineage: Eukaryota; Metazoa; Mollusca; Gastropoda; Neomphalida; Peltospiridae. The record is from RefSeq and is a predicted model, not a curated record. Gene Ontology annotation, cellular component: shelterin complex; telomerase holoenzyme complex; chromosome, telomeric region. The coding region runs from base 21 to 2912 and encodes 963 amino acids. Gene Ontology annotation, biological process: telomere capping; telomere maintenance via telomerase. Gene Ontology annotation, molecular function: telomeric repeat DNA binding.